AUGAAACAAUCGAAAUUAUUUGAUCAUCAUGUUUCUAAAUCAUCAAAAAUUGAAUUAAGUUUAUUUGAAAAUACAUUAAAUUUAUCUAAUAAUGAUUAUGGAUUGAUUUUAUAUCCUAAUAAGAAAACAUUCCGACAAUAUAUUCUUCCACAAUUACAGAACAACCAAAAUACCAAUUCCACCACCACCACCACCACCACCACCACAUUGGUAAUAUCAUGUAUGGAUAAUGAAUUAUUAAGAAAUAAUUUUAUAAAUAACCUUUCUUGUGACAAUUUCCCUCAAUUGAUUAAAAUCUUACAAGAUUUAUAUAAUUGUAAUGAAAAAUCAAUUCAUAAUACAGGUACCAAUAAACUUCUGGUGUUGGAUAAACAUAUUAAUUUUAUAUUGAUCCAUAAUAUAUCAUCAUUCUUUUAUGAUCUUCAAAUAGUGGAUCAAUAUAAUUAUCAAUCUCUUGGAUUUGAUCAAUUUAACCAACAAGAGAAGGACCUACCACCAACAGAUCAAAAUAAUAAACACCCAUACCACCACCACCACCACCACCACCACAACAACAACAACAACAACAAUAGGAGUGAUGUUGAUGAAGAUUAUGAUUCUAAUAAAACCAAUAGAUAUUAUAAUUUAUUAUUAACUUUAGUGAGGAAAAUCAAUUGUAAAUAUAAUUGUUUGGUGAUUUUAACAUCAUAUGAUAUUGAAUUUGAUUGUGGAUUAGUAGGGACAUAUUUAUAUAAUCCUCAUAAUGAAUUACAAAGAUAUACAAAAUUACCUAUUCCAUUUAUUACAAAAUUCACUUCAACUAUACAUAUUAGUAAUGAUGCUAAUGUAAUACAUGUUUUAAAUAAUCCUACUGGUCCUACUGGUACUGAUAAAACAGAACAAAAUAAACAGAAACACCUUGCAAUUCCUAAAUGGCAAGUAAUUUCAAAAAAUUUAUAA
This is a messenger RNA of Candida dubliniensis CD36, 939 nucleotides long. RefSeq lists its product as uncharacterized. NCBI's taxonomy places the organism in Eukaryota, Fungi, Ascomycota, Pichiomycetes, Serinales, Debaryomycetaceae. The transcript has a single exon. Gene Ontology annotation, biological process: recombinational repair. The coding region runs from base 1 to 939 and encodes 312 amino acids. Gene Ontology annotation, cellular component: nucleus; Shu complex. The record is from RefSeq and is a predicted model, not a curated record.